AUGGACUUUCGUGCUGGUGCAGUCCAGGCGUGCGAGACGAUUGGGCGACUCGUGGAAGAACUGAACACCAAUAUUGCCUUGUACGAUGCAGCAGAACGAGCAUCUCUUUAUCAGAAUGAAGGCGACGCUGUCGAUAAACAUGUUUUAGACUUAUUUCUUGCAGAUUUCCGUCUAUCCGGUGUCCAUUUGAGGCACGAUCCGGCAAGACGGGACAGUUUUCUUAAUGCCGCUUCGGAAGCCAUCCAUCUCAGUUCAAAAUUUUCCCAGGUUCUUACUCUCAAUAUAUAUAUAUACAUAGUAAAAUUAGUCAACACGAUUUUUUAA
This is a messenger RNA of Protopolystoma xenopodis, 324 nucleotides long. NCBI's taxonomy places the organism in Eukaryota, Metazoa, Platyhelminthes, Monogenea, Polystomatidea, Polystomatidae. The record is from the annotation of a GenBank genome assembly.